This is a messenger RNA of Bacidia gigantensis, 1182 nucleotides long. RefSeq names its product 26S proteasome subunit rpt4 (gene RPT4). The record is from RefSeq and is a predicted model, not a curated record. NCBI's taxonomy places the organism in Eukaryota, Fungi, Ascomycota, Lecanoromycetes, Lecanorales, Ramalinaceae. Gene Ontology annotation, biological process: positive regulation of RNA polymerase II transcription preinitiation complex assembly. The transcript has 4 exons. Gene Ontology annotation, cellular component: proteasome regulatory particle, base subcomplex; cytosolic proteasome complex. The coding region runs from base 1 to 1182 and encodes 393 amino acids. Gene Ontology annotation, molecular function: proteasome-activating activity; ATP hydrolysis activity; ATP binding.
AUGGACGCUGAGAAAGACCCCGAGAGGGCGGACGCGUUGGAGCAGUACAAGAAGAAGCUGUUAGAGUUGAGAGAGAUGGAGGCGAAGCUGAAGACACUGCGGAUGGAUAUCAAAGGGUUACAGAACGACUUUGAAACUACUGAAGACAACAUCAAAGCGCUUCAAAGUGUUGGCCAGAUAAUAGGAGAGGUGCUGAAGCAGCUAGAUGAAGAGAGAUUCAUCGUCAAGGCCUCAUCUGGGCCUCGAUACGUCGUCGGGUGCCGGUCGAAAGUCGACAAAUUGAAGCUGAAGCAGGGGACAAGAGUUGCGCUUGACAUGACGACGCUCACAAUAAUGCGGAUGCUCCCUCGUGAAGUCGACCCUCUAGUCUACAAUAUGUCAUUAGAAGACCCUGGACAAGUCAGCUUCGGUGGUAUUGGCGGACUGAACGAGCAAAUCAGAGAGCUCCGGGAAGUUAUAGAACUACCACUCAAAAACCCUGAGCUAUUUCUGAGGGUUGGAAUCAAACCACCGAAAGGUGUGCUUCUAUAUGGUCCACCUGGCACAGGCAAAACCCUCCUAGCAAGAGCCGUGGCAAGCGGGUUAGAAACAAAUUUCUUGAAAGUGGUAUCAUCAGCCAUCGUGGACAAAUACAUUGGUGAAUCAGCCAGGCUAAUAAGAGAAAUGUUCGGCUAUGCGAAGGAGCAUGAGCCAUGUAUCAUAUUCAUGGAUGAAAUCGACGCGAUUGGCGGGCGACGAUUUUCAGAGGGCACAUCUGCCGACCGAGAGAUUCAACGAACGCUGAUGGAAUUGCUCAACCAAUUAGACGGCUUUGACUAUUUGGGGAAAACAAAGAUCAUCAUGGCAACGAAUCGACCAGAUACGCUGGAUCCUGCGCUAUUGCGGGCUGGGCGAUUAGAUCGUAAGAUUGAGAUUCCGUUGCCGAACGAAGUUGGCCGGCUUGAAAUUCUUAAGAUUCACGCCAGCGGUGUAUCAAUGGAUGGGGAGAUUGACUUUGAGAGUGUGGUCAAGAUGAGUGAUCAGCUCAACGGUGCUGACCUGCGAAAUGUCGUGACCGAGGCCGGUCUAUUCGCGAUUAAGGAAUACAGAGAUUCAAUAACUCAAGACGACAUGAACAAGGCGGUACGCAAGGUAGCAGAAUCUAAAAAGUUGGAAGGAAAGCUUGAGUACAAGAAAUUAUGA